UUUCCCUUAGCUUUACUCAUCCUCAUCCAACUCCACACCGCCCAUCUUCUGCUGGAGAGGAUGGGUGUGGCUGCACAGUGUCAAAUUACACUCAAAUUAUAGACCUGCCUAACAGGCAUUCUCACUCUCACUCCCUCUGCACCUUCAUUGGUUGAGAACCAACUGCUUUUUUUAACCAGCCUGUUUCCUGUAGGCAACUUCUUUGUCAAAGAGGAAAUGACAUCAUAGCAUCAAAACACUGAAAACAGAUCAGGACCAAACUUCUUUUUGACUCACGGUUCAGUCUCUGUUACAGAAACCUGUGAGGCAAAACAAUCUGACCAUAAAACAGCUUUCGGAACAGAGCUGGGAACUAUGUCUGCUGGAGACAAAGAGACUCAGCGAGACACCACAGGUCAAAGUGGAACUGCUGUUUUUUUCUCCAACCCUCUGAUGAGUGAUUUUGAAUGCGACUGGUCCCCGAUUCACAAUGCUGCCUUUAAUGGACAUGUCCUUGCUCUGCAGAAACUCAUUGAUCAGGGUGCAUGUGUAAAUCUGAACACUCUGAACCAGGUCUCUCCUCUCCAUGGAGCAUGUUUACAAGGCCACAUGGCUUGUGCCAAGCUUCUGGUGGAAAAUGGGGCAAAUGUAAACAGUUCGACGGUGGAUGGACAAACGCCACUGUCAGAAGCUUGCUCCCGGGGCCAUGUGACCUGUGUGUCACUGCUCCUUCAAAAAGGAGCAACUCCCCUGGGGACCAGCCACACCAGCUCUCCAAUCCACAGGGCUGUAGCCAAAGGUCAUACAGAGUGCAUUGAGCCUCUUGUCCAGCACAGUGCAGAUGUGGAUCAGUAUAUUGACCAAUCAGGUUUCCCUCUCCACGUUGCCUGCUCUAAUCAGCAUCUGAGUUCUGUGUGGAAACUGCUUCAACUUGGUGCCAGUGUAAACAGCAUUGUGUCAGGUGACUCGCCGCUGCACAUUGCUGCCCGUCUGUCCAGUCCUGAGAUGGUGUCAGCCCUGCUUGAACACGGGGCCGAUCGCACACUCAGGAACUCAGAGGGCAAACAGCCAGUGGACCUCGCACCUUCCAACAGCCCGGUGGAGAGGAUGCUGAGACAAGCAGGAGGAGGGUCUCCUCUAAUUACAUCAGGAAAACUCUGGGCAAGCAGAGACUGGGUGGGAUUCCCAACCUUCACCUUCCCACAAAAGUGAAACAGUAUCUUCUCUAACAUUCAGACCCAGGGGGAGAUCUGAUGCACUAAAUAACAAUGUUUGAUUCUGAGCCCUAACUUUUAGGUCAGUAGGGGGUGCAGUUGCAUAAUCUUGCAGUCAGAAGACUACAUCCCAGCUCAUGGUCAUGGUAGCAAUUCACUUUAUUUCUCCUUUCUGUUACAGACCUCUGUAAACAAAAUUUCAAAAUUCUCAAGAUCAAUCCGGACUUUUAUGUGAAUUUGUCUUUUGUAAUUUUUUUUAAUCAUUAAGUAUUCAUAAAAACGAAAUAAAUACCCAUUUAAAAUGAUAAUAUGGACUCAUAAGGUCUAAGGAAUGUUGCAUAUCUAAUGUUAAAUAAGGUUUAACAAUAUUCUUUAGAGUACACAAGCCUCCACAUUCAGCUAAUACUGUAGU
Messenger RNA from Etheostoma cragini (Arkansas darter), 1605 nucleotides. RefSeq names its product ankyrin repeat and SOCS box protein 9-like. Gene Ontology annotation, biological process: positive regulation of protein catabolic process; protein ubiquitination. The transcript is spliced from 7 exons. Gene Ontology annotation, molecular function: protein binding. The record is from RefSeq and is a predicted model, not a curated record. Bases 355 to 1191 code for a protein of 278 amino acids. Lineage: Eukaryota; Metazoa; Chordata; Actinopteri; Perciformes; Percidae.